This is a messenger RNA of Galendromus occidentalis (western predatory mite), 1275 nucleotides long. Its product is annotated as xyloside xylosyltransferase 1-like. Gene Ontology annotation, molecular function: xylosyl alpha-1,3-xylosyltransferase activity. NCBI's taxonomy places the organism in Eukaryota, Metazoa, Arthropoda, Arachnida, Mesostigmata, Phytoseiidae. Gene Ontology annotation, cellular component: endoplasmic reticulum membrane. Gene Ontology annotation, biological process: protein O-linked glycosylation via N-acetylgalactosamine. The record is from RefSeq and is a predicted model, not a curated record.
UCAAAUGAGCGCUCGCUGUGAUUUUUGAGCGUGAAUCUCGGGCAGAGCUAUCUAUCUAGUUGGUCCCGCGGCUGCGGGUCGAGAAGACGGUCCUCAGAAAGUACACUAACCUGUGCGAGUUCCCUGGAGAAUCACUGUGCUCAGACUGAUAAGAAUUCAGAAUUGCAGAUGCUAGUCAAUAUCCCGCGGAAGAGCAAGAACCUCUUGCUCCUAAUUCUUUUCGCUCUGCUGUGGGCUGUCUUCUGGACCCAACUUUCUCCUCUCUCCCCCGCACCUCGCACAGCCGCCGGAGACCCGGUUCGCGGGAGACUCUCUAUCGAGGAUGCAUUCAACGACUUGGAACUUCAACCCCUGCCAUCGGACAUAGACACCUCGUCCAAUCAGAGUGUCAUCGAUGUCAUCGUAUUCGCCAAAUACGCGUACUCGAAAAUGAAGGUACCUCGGAACCUCUACGAGACCGUACGCAGUAUCCUGCAGUACGCCACUAUUCCCCUGCAUGUUCACAUCCUGGCCGACUUACCAUCCUACAUACGGAUAAAGCGAACGUUUCUGAAGCUCCAGGCGGGGUCAAGAAUCGCUUGUAAAUAUACGGUCUACGACUUGACGGAGAUCGAAAGGGAGAACCAAGCAACGAUCAGACUGAUGCGGAAAAACUUCUUCUCGAAGAAGAUCGAACGUUACGACGAUGAUAUCUUCUUCCUCACUCCGGUCUUCCACCGAGUGUUUUCCAAUCUCCAGAGAGCUAUUUUCCUCGACACAGACCUCCAGUUCCGGGCAGAUAUCGCGUCAUUGUGGCUCAAGUUCUCGGAAUUCACGAAAGGGAAUAUCAUCGGAAUCGGCCAUGACCUCCAGCCCCACUACCGGUACGAAUUCGCCGCUUACCAAAAACACAAUAACACAGACGUUGGGAGCGCUAGGCCGGGGAAACAAGGCUUGAAUACCGGUGUGAUGCUCAUGGAUUUCGACCGCAUGCGGAACUCGAGGAUCUACAACGGCUUGCUUGUCGGAGGCGGCCUCGAAGCUCUCUGCAACAAAUACGACUUCCAUGGUUAUCUUGGUCAUCAGGAUUUCUUCACUCUACUCGCGAACGAGUACCCCGAAAUGUUCUAUCUGUUGAACUGCGUUUGGAACCGCCAGCUAGACGACAGUUGGAGGGCACAUUAUAGGGCGGAGAUUUUCGAUGAAUAUCAUCGUUGCGACGGUUUCAUUAAGGUAUAUCACGCGAAUGGAGGGAGUAGGAUCCCUACGGAUCAAGCUGCAAAGGAUCUCAACUGA